UCAAAAUUAUUCAAAAUGGUGUCAAACUGAUUUAUUAGGAUUAUUGAACACUCUUAGUGAUAAGAAAAGUGAGUAUAUAGUGGUCCUCUGACUGGUCCUCUGACUGGUUCUCUAAGUGGUCCCUCUCACGAGGACACAGUGGCAGAACACAGACUUUAACAUCGAAACUGAUAUAAAUACUUAAAUUAAAGUAAACAUGUGGUUUUGACCACAAAUCAAAACUUUUAUUAAAAUUAUUAUUAUUCUGACACUGUCUGCAGCACUGAUAUCACUUCAUUAUUUGUUUGUUCUGAGGAACAAAACGUGUGUGUGUGUGUGUGUGUGUGUGUGUGUCUGCAGCUCAGAUGACUGUAAUGUAAAUCCAGACAAACCGGUUCUGAGGAGGUUUCAGUAAGUACAGCUGCACCCCCACUGCAUGCUGGGAGCUGGAGGGAGGAUGGCCGGGCUCUGCUGCUUCUGUGUGUGUGUGUGUUGCUGGUGGCUCUGGUCCUUAUAGUUCCUGAUUGCUGGGUGGAGUCUAAUCUCUGGUCCUUUUUGUUCCUGAUUGCUGGGUGGAGUCUAAUCUCUGGUCCCUAUAGUUCCUGAUUGCUGGGUGGAGUAUAAUCUCUGGUCUUUAUAGUUCCGGAUUGCUGGGUGGAGUCUAAUCUCUGGUCUUUAUAGUUCCGGAUUGCUGGGUGAAGUCUAAUCUCUGGUCUUUAUAGUUCCUGAUUGCUGGGUGGAGACUAAUCUCUGGUGUUUAAUCCGCCUGCAGCUGGGUUUUUUUCUUUUUUGUUUUUUUUGCAGACCUCUAAAUAAAAGUAUUCAUUCUUUAUGUUUCUCAUGUUCAGACUCAAACCGUCAACAUGUCGGUCCGUCCCUCAACACGGUCUCCCUUCCUGUCUGCGUCUCAUUGGUUCCUACUGAAGAAGUCUUAAAAACAUUUAAAGGAGCUCUAUGAGACACUUGUUUCUGGUUUGAGUCUGAACAUGAAGACACAUGAUAUUAAUAAAAUCAAUAAGUGAUGAUGAUGAUGAAGCAGCGUGUCGGCAAUGUUUGCUCCGUCUCACCUGGUUUCCUGCCCCCCUCUACAGAGACACCUUCCUACACAGCCUGGCAGUCACUCAGUGGGAGAAGAAGAGAAUAAGUAAACACCUCAGCCAGUCCAGGCUGUCCUUGUCUGAUGACAUCAUCACCCCGACUCUGCAGUCUGCUGAGGAGGGCAGCAGUGACCCGAGUGAAGAACUCUCCACCUCCGGCAGUUUGGACACCAACAGACACUCAGAGUCCCAGAAUGCCCCAGCGAGCAGUACUCUCCCCACCGACAAGAAGUUUCUGUUGGACAUGUUGUACUCCAAGACCUCCGGCUCAGUACCUCUGAGCUCGACCGCUGCUGCUCCCGACACCAACGAAGAAGAAGCCCACUUCCUGUCCGGUGGUCAUGGUCGUGUGUUGGAGCGUCUCUCCAGCUUCGGAGCGAGCUCAGUAGAGCCGUCCAAUGAGAGCAGAGCCUCCCGCAGGGCGGAGCUAGAGGGGCUGGAAGGCUCUGCCCAGGCAGCGCUGGCCCGACUUGCUGAAGAACAGGUCCGAAUGUUUCAGGUUCUUCUGUCUGCAUGUGGAUCUUCUGCUGAAGCCCUGCCCCCUUACUGUUUACAUAUAAUGACCAAUAACUAAGAGAUGAGUUAGAGAUGAUUUAAUGCACAAUACAG
Anarrhichthys ocellatus (wolf-eel) is the source of this 1685-nucleotide messenger RNA. RefSeq lists its product as uncharacterized. The transcript is spliced from 4 exons. Bases 976 to 1650 code for a protein of 224 amino acids. The record is from RefSeq and is a predicted model, not a curated record. Lineage: Eukaryota; Metazoa; Chordata; Actinopteri; Perciformes; Anarhichadidae.